Diachasma alloeum is the source of this 3294-nucleotide messenger RNA. RefSeq names its product putative GPI-anchored protein pfl2. Lineage: Eukaryota; Metazoa; Arthropoda; Insecta; Hymenoptera; Braconidae. The record is from RefSeq and is a predicted model, not a curated record. Gene Ontology annotation, cellular component: membrane. Bases 1 to 3294 code for a protein of 1097 amino acids. The transcript is spliced from 6 exons.
AUGGGCAAGACGCGAGUGUUACUUGUCUUCUGUUUGGUUAAUGCAAUUCAAGUGAAUCAAGUGCUGUGUGAAGGAGCAAAGACUACGACCAAAUCAUCGAGUAAUGAUACUGGAUCGGAGUCAUUGCCGGUUCCUACGAGCUCCAAAAGCUCUGUUACAACUACUGUACUUCCUCGGAGUCAUACAGUAACGAAAGACGAUCAUAAUGUAACAGUUAAAGAUGUUGGAAGCCAUGAACCUACACCUGCAAUCAACAGCACGACUCCAACAACUCCUGUAGGAUUGAAGACGUCUCCAUUGAGUUCGAGUGGGACGUCCGGUCUUUCUGCGAAUUCAACAUCGGGGUUAAGUCCAACUACUGGAACUCCAACUGUGUCUUCGAACGGAACUGCAACUCCAACGCGUGUCAAAAAUCAUGAGCAACACACGUCCACGAAAAGCUCUGGGAAUUCAACGACUCCGGCACCUCCCGGUUCGAAACAAUCGACGACAAUUAAAAUGUCUACAGCACCUUCAACAGUCUCAACUACUCUGAAGUCUUCCACCAAUGAUACGGCUAAUGCCCAUCCGACAGGACAUAACGUUUCAUCAACUACAGCAGAACCCCGCACAACACAUCAGACGAACACAACGAAUCCAAUUAUAAAAAAAUUUAAUGGAACAUCAAAGGAUAAUUCUACUGGGCAGGCAGCGAAAGCGGGAUCAUCAGCUUUGUCUCAUAAUGCAUCCUCUACCACUCGAGUGAUCGAAAACGGAAACAUGACUUCAUCUCAUACGACCUCUACCACCCAAAUUCCGAAAAACAAAGCAAAUUUGAACGGAACUUCAACCACCAAUUCUACCACGCAGUCAAGAAAUGAUGGUCUAUCACACAACGCAUCCUCUACCACUCAAAUUCCAAAGAGCAAAACAAUAUUGAAUGGAACUUCAAGUACUAAUUCUACUAAGAACGUAAAAGAUGGAUUGUCAACGGCAUCUCAUGGCCCAUCAUCUACUACUCAAAUUCCAAAAAGCCUUACAACUUUGUCAUAUAAUGCAACCUCUAUCACAGAAAUGCCAAAAAAUGUGACAAAUUUGAACGGAACAUCAACUGCAAAUUCUACCAGUCACACAAUGAAAGAUGGAUUGUCAACUUUAUUACAUAAUACAACCUCUACCACAGAAAUGCCAAAAAAUGUAACAAAUUUGAACGGGACUUCAACUGUUAGUUCAAGCAGCCACAGAACGAAAGAUGGAUUGUCAAUUUUGUCACAUAAUGCAACCUCUACCACCAAAAGUCCAAAAAAAGUAACAAAUUUGAACGGAAGUGCAACUGCUAAUUCUACCAGUCCCUCAACGAAACAUGGAUUAUCAACUUUAUCACAUAAUGCAUCCUCUACGACCCACAUCCCAAAAAAAGGAACCACUUCUCUGUCUCAUGGAACCUCUACUGCGAUGCCUCCAACGACCCAUGUUUUACCGACUGAUCAUUCAAACUCCUCUGCAUCUCACCUUGCAUCGACUACUAAGAGUCCUGAUACAGCACAUCCUACAAAAAAUUCCGCUGCGAAGCACUUACUACCGAUACUGCAUAACUCAACUACUGCAUCUCCAAAGAAUAGCAGUAUAACUGCGAUUCCACUAAAUGUAACGACUGCAAGUCCGCUGAGCGCAACCACCUCAGCUUCUAGUCUCAAUGUUACAACAAAAGCGAAUAAUUCGAUAACGACUUCAGGUGAGUCCAUACAAAUAGUAAAAUCCUCAUCUGAUAAAACAACCAAAACAGAAGAAUACUUGCAAUCUGGAAAAGCGCUGGUUCCUCAAGUUCAAAUUACAGAAGUAAAGAAAUCUUUUGUGUUAUCCUGGGUAGAUCCUCAACCUUCGUUGGUGAUGGCACGAGAUACGAUGAAGGGUCAUACAAUAAAGAAAGAUCUGAGUACUGUCAGUGGAUCUUCAGGGAAACUGAAUAGUACGAGUAAUGGACAGAAUGACACGGCAGUAGCUAAUUCCACAGUUAAUCAUAACGUGACGGGAACUGCUCAUGCCAAUGGGACAGCAUCGGCGAAUUCGACAGCGUCAAUCCCUCUUCAUAAUUCUACAUUGCCUGCCAACUCUACGGCUACAACUCCUCUCCAUAACUCUACAUUGCCUGUCAACUCUACGGCUACAACUCCUCUCCAUAACUCUACAUUGCCUGCCAAUUCUACGGCUACAACUCCUCUUCAUAAUUCUACAAGGCCUGUGAACUCUACAACAGCAACAACUCCUCUUCAUAAUUCUACAUUACAUGCCAACUCUACGGCUACAACUCCUCUUCAUAACUCUACAUUGCCUGCCAACUCUACGGCUACAACUCCUCUUCAUAACUCUACAUUGUCUGCCAACUAUACGGCUACACCUUCUCUUCAUAACUCUACAUUGCCUGCCAACUCUACAGCUACAACUCCUCCUCAUAACUCUACAUUAUCUUCUAAUUCUACGGCUACAACUCCUCUUCACAACUCUACAUUGCAUGCCAACUCCACUGCCACAACUCCUAGACAUAACUCUACGUUGAGUCAUCAAACUACGCCAUCUUCUAAAAAAUCACCAAAGGCGUCACAAGUCGUGACGAAGAUCACGUCGGACACUGCUUUCAAUUUCAUGGUUACACACAAUGACACAGGCGUGCCAUGUCUAUUGUCAAACAUGUCGAUUGACCUGAGCGCGUUGUACAAGAAGACCGAUAAAACGAUUUCGAAGGGCACCUUGCACAUACCCAACACAGCUGAAUCGAACGGAACAUGUGCUGAGAAGAAUGCCCAACUGAUGCUCAUUUGGAAAGAAAAAGGAAAGUCGAAAGCGAAGCGGGCAGGCGCUUCUCGCAAUACCACUCUCGAUGAUGGAGAACAUAAUAUCUUGGUAUUCAAUUUCAUCAAUGAUGGGAAGACCGCCAAACUUGACAAGGUUCAGGCAGAAAUCUACCUCGACAACUACAAUUUUCCAAACUCGAUAGACAAAACUCUGAGAGGAGAGUCAACUUCUGGUCUGGGACUAUUCGAAGCUAAAGUCGAUGCUGGCGCUUACGUGUGCAAUGUUCCCACUGCUGUGAGAGCUGGCGACAUCGGUAUCACUAUCAAAAGUAUUUCAUUGAUAGCGUUCAACUCCAAAGAGGAUCUUUCUUCCAAAAAAAUUGAGAGCUGCCAAUCAGAAGCAGGAGUGAAUCUCGGCGCAGUCAUUGGAGGAUUCAUAGGAGUGGCACUGAUAAUUUGCUUUGGGAUGUACCUCAUCGCACGGCGAAAAAAAAACUCCUUCCGGUCGUCGCAGAUCCCGUGA